Messenger RNA from Benincasa hispida (wax gourd), 489 nucleotides. NCBI's taxonomy places the organism in Eukaryota, Viridiplantae, Streptophyta, Magnoliopsida, Cucurbitales, Cucurbitaceae. The record is from RefSeq and is a predicted model, not a curated record.
AUGUCAUCCGCCUCAGAUAGCCAGAACCAAACCGCGAGCUUUGGGAACGACUCGCCGGUAAGUUCCUAUUCUUCCUCGUCUAUUUCACUUUCGCCUCCCCCAAGUCCUAAAAAAACCUCUAAACCCUUUGCCCAAUCCAAACCUACGCACGACGGAGCAACCUCCUCUUCCUCCCAAAGGCCAUCGAAGCCCACCACAACACCUACAAAACUCCCUUCCAAAACCUCCAAAGCAAUCGUUACUCUUCCGGCCAAGACCCCUCAACCAAAACCCAAAAGUACCCUUAAGCCGAAGCCCAAAACACCUGCAAAACUGAGGUUACGUCCGUCAUCUACGACUACCUCUAAGCCUUACACCAAGCCUGCCCCACCACCAUUCAUUCCUAACAUAACCCCAGUGGGUGCUAGCAUGACCCCCUUCCAGCCUACCUCCACAAUGCCCCAUCUCCAGCCGUUCGUCCACCGCCUCCACUUUCAAUCCAACCCUUAG